UUUUUCUGCUUUCACUGCCGUUUAUAGUCUUGUAUCAGCGUUCCUGUCACUUCCUGCUCUCACCAGUUACACUUCUACUUUUUUAUUAUUAUUAUUCUGUUUUAUGUCUCAGUUCGACUAGAGUCUGUUUUUUAAGGGUCGGAAACGGAUCCGGGUCCAAAGUCCGGAUCAGGCCGGGUGAACUAUGGCAAAGGUGAGUCCUCCGGCUAAAACCUGCACCUUCUGCCGGACCAGGUGAGUCGGAUCAGGGUCAGAACAUGACUGGAACCACCGGGGAACCCUCUGGACCCUCCGGUACCGGGUCUGGACCGGGUCGGACCAACAGAACCACCGUGAUCCGGAUCAUCUACCUGAUAGCCGCCUUGGACAUAACAUGGAUGUUUGUCCAGUUCUCUGUCACUCCUUAUUUGGCGAAGAAACUGGGCUUCGACACGCUGUGGUUCGGUUACCUUCAGACCAUGGUGGGCGUGGCUCAGCUCAUCGGCGGCCCCAUGUUUGGACGGUUUGCGGAUGUGUUCGGGGCGCGGGCAGCCUUAUCGCUGGCGUGCGCCGCCACAGUUGUUUUCUUUGUUCUGCUGGCGAUUGCAGAAUAUCCCAUCAUGCUGUUCAUUCACAAACUGCCCACGGUCUUCAUGCAUGUCCUGCCUGCCUCUCAGAUGGUCGUGACUGACCUUACGGAGCCUGAAAAGCGUGCAGAUGCUUUGUCCAAACUGGGUCUGUGUUUCGGCGUGGGUAUGAUCGCCGGGUCCACGUUGGGAGGUCACCUGAACACACGUUACGGGGAGAGGUUCACUGCAUGUUUCGGAGCUGUUGGAAGUGCCGUCAGUUUAAUGUUGGUCCUCAGGUUCAUUCCAAAAACCACCAAAGUGCAACAUCCAAGAACCAGCACAGACGGUGAAAAUAAAAACAAAUCCAUAUUCAAUAUGGGUGAAAUCACAAGGCUGCUGAAGUUUCCAGGCGUGGCUCCCACUUUCACUGUGAAAAUUAUUGCAGGUUUACCCUCAGGUAUUUUCCAGGUGAUGUUCUCCAUCAUCGCACUGGAGUUCUUUAAGCUGCAGCCGGAGCAGAACGGGUACCUGAUGGCUUACUUUGGAAUCGUCCAAAUGGUCAUUCAGGGAGGGGUGAUCGGUCGACUCACCGCCAGGUUCUCUGAGAACUCUCUGCUCAAUCUGUCCAUUGCAGUCGCUGCUUUGGUUGGACUGGCUCAGGCCUACAUGCAGAAUGUGUUCCAGUUCUGCGUCACCGUGGUGCCCAUGAUGUUUUCGCUCAGUGUGUUUAAUGUCAUCACAGACAGCAUCCUCACCAAGAGCGUCCCGUCCUCCGACACAGGGACAAUGCUCGGCCUCUGUGCAUCCGUUCAGUCUCUGCUUCGUACUGUCGGGCCGACCGUCGGCGGUUUCCUCUAUGUCAACUUUGGCGUUUCCUCCAUCGGGUUCAUCCAGUUCGUGGUGAACGCUGCAGUGUUCAUGUUCCUGCUGCUGCGUCCGCACAAGAAAACCAGCGAGGAAAAGAAAUAAAAUACAGCCAUAAUAAGAACCGAUACAAAACACACACCAGUUCUACAGUCGUAUAUAUUCACAGGACUUGGACGAGUUUACCAGAAGAGGCAAACUCAUUAGCUGCACAUUAUGUAUCACCAGCAACUUUGACAAUAACAGCUUCAUGUAUUCACCCUGCAGCCUUAAGGCUCAUUCAUGUUCACUUUACGCACAUAAAUAGGUUUAUUUGUUUCAAACAGUGUCUAGCACCGCUGCCUUCAUACUUCUGUGCAUCCAGUGCAUUGGAAUGAGCGCUUCUCAAUCAAUCCACUAGAAAGCACUGCUCUUAAUUAACAUGCUGGAAGGAAUACCACAAAGAAGAGUAAAGCUUUUGGAGAAGAAGAAGAAAGUCACUAUUAACAAACAUGGCAGUGAAAGGAAGUUUUACUAAUGUUGAUAUUGAGAAGGGUAGCUGUCAUAAAUAUGUCAGUAGUUUUUCGCUAACUCACAGUCAGUCUUUGAUACAGAAGAGGAGUAAGGCCACUGG
Molecule: messenger RNA, 2025 nt
Organism: Sphaeramia orbicularis (orbiculate cardinalfish)
Lineage: Eukaryota; Metazoa; Chordata; Actinopteri; Kurtiformes; Apogonidae
Gene: slc67a1
Product: solute carrier family 67 member 1
Exons: 10
Coding region: 258-1517 (419 amino acids)
Biological process (GO): transmembrane transport
Cellular component (GO): nuclear envelope
Molecular function (GO): transmembrane transporter activity
Source: RefSeq, a predicted model, not a curated record